CCUCGCGCUGCGCCGCCGGCUGCCGCGCGGACGGAGCGCGCGGACCCAGCGCCGCUGCGCGGGCGGGCCGGGGGCGGUGGCGGCGGCGGCAGGAGUGUACUGUAACCAUCCAGUCCUUCUUCAGCUGCUUUCCCUUGGGUGGGCCUGAAUGAAGACAAAUGUAAAGAUGGCAUGUCCAAGGAAUUUUAAAAGGUGUAGACCUCCUGACUGAGCAGUGCUGUGUUUUUUAUUCUCUUUAAUUGGUAAACUGCUGUUCUCUCACAGGUGAAAGUCAUGAUCACGCUAACAGAACUCAAAUGCUUAGCAGAUGCCCAGUCAUCCUACCACAUACUAAAGCCAUGGUGGGAUGUCUUCUGGUAUUACCUCACCAUGAUAAUGCUGCUAGUUGCUGUGCUUGCUGGGGCUCUCCAGCUUACUCAAACCAGAGUAUUGUGUUGUCUUCCUUGCAAGCUAGAAUUUGACAAUCAUUGUGCUGUGCCUUGGGAUUUAGUUAAAGCCAACCUUAACAUGUCAGCUAGCCCGACAGCACCGAUAAUCAUCCCGCUUAAAAUCCAGAAUUAUCUCCAUCGGCAGCAGUAUUCCUACAUCGAUGCAGUAUGUUAUGAGCGACAGCUUCACUGGUUUGCCAAAUUUUUUCCAUACCUAGUGCUUUUGCAUACCUUCAUUUUUGCAGCUUGCAGUAAUUUCUGGCUUUACUAUCCCAGUACAAGUUCCAGGCUUGAGCACUUUGUAGCCGUUCUUCAGAAGUGUUUCGACUCUCCCUGGACAACGCGUGCCCUCUCAGAAACAGUUGCUGAGCAGUCUGCCAGGAAGUUGCCAACAGCCAAAUCAAAAACAGCGAUUUCAUCACCUCAGUGUUCAGGAGACAUAGGGGCCAGCAGACAGUCCCUGCCAUAUUCACAACAUGGCUUGGAAACAACUGGAAGAGAAAAUUCCAGUGUUCUUGACAAAAAAGAAGGGGAACAAGCUAAAGCUAUAUUUGAAAAAGUGAAGAAAUUCAGAGUACACGCUGAAGAAAAGGAUGUUGUAUACACAGUGUAUAUGAAACAAAUUAUAGUGAAAGUCUUUGUAGUUGUCAUAAUAGUAACUUAUGUCCCCUACUAUUUAUCAUUUAUUACACUUGAAAUUGAUUGUGUGGUUAAUGUUCAAGCCUUUACAGGCUACAAAAGGUACCAGUGUGUUUAUUCGCUGGCAGAAAUUUUUAAAGUUUUGGCUUCAUUUUAUGUUGUUUUGGUGAUCUUCUAUGGAUUAACUUGUACUUACAGUUUGUGGUGGAUGUUAAGAAGUUCACUUAAGCAAUACUCUUUUGAGAAGUUGAGAGAGAAAAGUAAUUACACUGAUAUACCUGAUGUGAAGAAUGACUUUGCAUUUAUUCUUCACUUGGCAGAUCAGUAUGAUCCUCUUUAUUCCCAACGAUUCUCAAUAUUCCUGUCUGAUUUGAGUGAAAAUGAGCUCAAACAGAUAAAUCUUAACAAUGAAUGGUCAGUGGAAAAACUGAAAAAUAAACUAGUAAGAAACUCCCAAGACAAGACUGAACUUCACCUUUUCAUGUUAAAUGGUCUUCCAGACAGUGUCUUUGAACUGACAGAAAUAGAAGUUCUAAGCCUGGAACUGAUUCCUGAAGCCAAACUUCCUUCAGCUGUGACCCAACUUGUCAAUCUCAAAGAACUCAAUGUUUAUCAUUCAUCACUAACAAUGGAUUAUCCAGCAGUCAACUUCUUAGAAGAAAAUCUGAAAACCUUGCGUUUGAAGUCUAGUGAGGUGGGAAGAAUUCCAUUUUGGGUCUUUCAUCUAAAAAACCUACAAGAAUUGUGUUUAACAGGAUAUUUCAUGCUAGAUCAUCACAACUCCAUAUACAAUGAUGGCUUUCAGGGGCUAAAAAAUCUGAGAUCAAUUCACUUAAAAAACAACCUUUCCCGUAUACCUCAAGUGAUCACAGAUCUUCUGCCUUCUUUACAACACUUGUCUAUCAACAAUGAGGGAAAUAAACUGAUAGUGCUAAAUAACCUGAAGAAGCUGGUAAACCUGAGAACCUUGGAACUAAUCUGCUGUGAUUUAGAGCGCAUUCCCCAUUCCAUUUUUACCCUAAACAAUUUGCAUGAAAUUGACUUAAAAGAAAAUAAUCUCAGAACAGUGGAAGAAAUAAUUAGUUUCCAACAUCUUAAGAAUCUUUCUUGCUUAAAAUUGUGGCACAACAGUAUUUCCUAUGUCCCAGUGCAGAUUGGUGCAUUAUCAAACCUGGAACAGUUGUAUCUAAAUUAUAAUAAUAUUAAGAACGUUCCAUUGCAGCUAUUUCUUUGCAGAAAGUUACACUAUUUGGAUCUUAGCUAUAAUAAGCUAACCUCCAUCCCUGAAGAAAUCGGUUAUCUGACCAACCUGCAGUACUUGGCUUUGACAAAAAACCAUAUUGAAAUGCUGCCUGAUGGAUUAUUUCAGUGCAAAAAGCUGCAGUUUCUUCUUCUGGGAAAUAAUAGUCUGAUGAAUUUGUCCCCUUUUGUGGGUCAGCUACUGAAUCUUGUUCAGUUAGAGCUCACUGGAAACUAUCUUGAAUCACUUCCCGCUGAACUGGAAGAAUGUCAGCUCUUAAAGCGAAAUAAUCUAAUUGUAGAAGAAAGGUUGUUAAAAACACUUCCACCUCGUGUAAGAGAGCGUUUGCAGGCAUGCUCAGAUAAGUCCUAAGUUUAAAAUGAAACUCUGCAUUGUUGCAUUCUACAAGUCUUGCUUAAUAUCUCUCUAAAGAUCUGUAUACGUAGAGAGGAGUGAAGGAGAGAGAGCAAUUCACAAACCAGUCUUAAACUUUGAUGCAUUGAACUAAGUUGAUUGUAUUGGAAAAGAAAAAUUUAUUCAGAUUUAAACAAAAGAUGCAGCCUUUUACAGGUAAACAUGUUUGAAUUUUGGAACAUGAAUUGUUGGUUAGGUUCUACUGAUUGAAAUAAUUCAGCUAGAUGUUUAUGGUAGUAUUGAAAAAGAAGAGAUGAUUGCCUGGCUAUAGUGAGAGUGUAUAUACUUUUUUCCUAUGAGAAUUUUUUCUGUUGAUAGCAAUGAUUUAAAAUAGUUCUAUUCCUGCCAUAUGAGGUCUAAGAACUGUCUUGAAUUAGUUUCUAAAUAUGAACUCUUCUCUAACUUAGGAUGUAUUAAAUUAAGAGUUUAAACUAUUUGAGCAGUUUAAUUGCAUGGGGUAUACGGAAAGUAAUUUUUCAACAUAACUUAAUUUUUAAAAGCUUUUGACAAGUACUAAGCAUUAAUUCUAUAAUUGUGGAAGAUGCCAUUUGAAUCUUGCUAUUAAAUACCUAGAACUGGUUUCAGCAUUUUGUCUUAAAAAUAGUAAAUACAAAAUUAAAUGUUGCCUAGAAAUUGGGAGGAAUCGGAAGAAUCUGAAGUAACUGUCGUGCGCAUGUCCUAGAGAACCCAUCUUACGUUACUGAUCUGCAGAAACAAUGAUGGCAAACAGAAUAGUUGCAAAGUUGUCUUCUGUAUGUUGUGAGCAUCCCAGGUGUUAGUGUAGUGUAUGUUGCUGAUUAAUAUUUUUAUAACUUCUCAUUACUGACUGCCUCAGUGCAGCUUCUCCACACCCAGUUAUUGGGGAGAGGAUGAAGGAGGUUUGAGGUUUGUAUUAGAUAGGGACAGAAAGACAAAGAUAAAACAAACUAAAUAAUCACACAACUUAGAAGCAUUUGGGAGGAAAAGACAGGAAGCAUUAUAAGCUUUGCCUCUUCUAGGGAUGUAAUAAUUUCAUAAAUCAGAGUGGUGGGAAAAACUCUUAUGCCAUCCGUAAUACUUGCAAAAAUGGAUGGAAAUAAAAUGUUUCCUGACUUCA
Agelaius phoeniceus (red-winged blackbird) is the source of this 3817-nucleotide messenger RNA. RefSeq names its product leucine rich repeat containing 8 VRAC subunit B (gene LRRC8B). Gene Ontology annotation, molecular function: protein binding. The record is from RefSeq and is a predicted model, not a curated record. Lineage: Eukaryota; Metazoa; Chordata; Aves; Passeriformes; Icteridae.